UGGGCAGCACGGAAGUGGAUCAGCCAAAGGGCAUCGAGGUGGUGAAGGAGGCGAUUUGCAAGCUAAAAUUCAAUCAACAAUUACGGAAGAGCGAAGGGACCAAAACUCCAAAAGUAGAGCUGACCAUAAGCAUCGAUGGAGUUGCUAUUCAAGAGCCGAAAACAAAGACAUCGCCAAAGACAUCGCGAAUUUACGUAUCCGCGAAGGUGAAAGUCUGCGACAGUACGUCGACAGGACUAGCCAUCUGGUUUAUUGCGCGCGCGGAGCCAUUCGAGAAAAAUACCGGGACAACGCCGAAGAUUUCAUCAAGGAGAUGGAAAAAGAUGUCUUGGAAAAUUUCAUCGAAGGCUUGCCGGAUCGGAUUUCUUGGAAGGUGUCGGCACAUUUCAGAGAUAUACAAACUCUUGAAGAUGCUUACGACGCCGUGCUGCACAUAGACAGAAAACUAAGGAAUCGAAGACAGAUGCCCCGGAACGAAUCGCCUGCAAGGUGGUCACGAAAGGAUCGUGAGACCGAAGAUUAUCGCCACCGCGACAGUCAAGUGUCGUACCCUGGCUCACCAAGUCGUUAUGACCGAGGGCGGCACGCCAGAACAUACGAACCUCAAGAGGAUCGAGAAGAGCAGCCACGUGCGACCGCAUGGUCCGUGCGACAAAGGAGCCCCUCGAUUUCCCCUUCGAGGCGCACUUACGAUUUCCCUAAGGAUGAGGGAAAUCAUUAUUCCAUAUUAAAAAACUCCGGAAAAUACCGCGAACCAGAAUUAUAUUGCUGGCAUUGCGAAACCACGGGACACGACGGGAAAUCUUGUAGAAAGAAUCCGCGUCAUCCUAAAUAUCGACGCGACUCGCGAGAUUCGUCGGCUGAAUCAAACGGGUCUUUAAACUACAAUCGCGCUCACCGUACCGGCGACACGAUGAGCGGAAACGAAAACCGUCGUCAAAAAACAGUACACUUCGACAACGACUCCUCAUCAAGGAAACACCUGCCCCACGUCUCGAAGCCAAAAUCCCAGAAUUGGAAUCAGGAAAAGGAACAUUUUUAA
This is a messenger RNA of Colletes gigas, 1042 nucleotides long. RefSeq lists its product as uncharacterized. The transcript is spliced from 2 exons. The coding region runs from base 314 to 1042 and encodes 242 amino acids. Lineage: Eukaryota; Metazoa; Arthropoda; Insecta; Hymenoptera; Colletidae. The record is from RefSeq and is a predicted model, not a curated record.